Messenger RNA from Nasonia vitripennis (jewel wasp), 474 nucleotides. Its product is annotated as ribonuclease P protein subunit p40. Gene Ontology annotation, biological process: tRNA 3'-end processing; tRNA 5'-leader removal; endonucleolytic cleavage in ITS1 to separate SSU-rRNA from 5.8S rRNA and LSU-rRNA from tricistronic rRNA transcript (SSU-rRNA, 5.8S rRNA, LSU-rRNA). The record is from RefSeq and is a predicted model, not a curated record. Gene Ontology annotation, cellular component: ribonuclease MRP complex; multimeric ribonuclease P complex. Bases 1 to 474 code for a protein of 157 amino acids. NCBI's taxonomy places the organism in Eukaryota, Metazoa, Arthropoda, Insecta, Hymenoptera, Pteromalidae. The transcript is spliced from 3 exons. Gene Ontology annotation, molecular function: ribonuclease MRP activity; ribonuclease P activity.
AUGCUGUGCCCUGAGGUCUGGGACUUCAAGGCCCCGCAGCACCGUUUCGAGCAUCACCAGGACCGACUCGCCGACUCGGAGGAGACGAAGCCGAAUCGUGUGGCCGAAGCGAUCAAGACGCAUUACCUCAAUCACUCGGUGUCUGUGGUGCUUCCUAACACAAGCAGCAUUCCGGAAAGUUUUAAGGAAAACAUUUUAGAAGACAGCGAUUACUAUAGAGUCGAUGGUCUACGUGUUGUUGAGUUGAUUAACAAAGAAUUCAUUGAGUCAUUUGUCAAGAAAGGUGAACUGAAUCUCCUAGCCAUAGAGAAGCGAAUCGACGUGGAUAACUCGGCUGCCAUACUACCCACCGGCCACCUGCUGCUCAUCCUCGACCGCGAAAGCUACCAGAGACUCGGCCUCGAGGGCAAGCCCAGCUACUUCGAGCGCGAAAAUCCCUCGCGCUACGGUAAGUUCCUCACCGCGACAGCCUAG